AUGGCCGCACCACAGCAUCUGCUUACUUCCACUUCCAGUGCUUUGCCUGAAGAUGAUGCUUGCCCCUCUACACUGCGAGCUCGCCUGCGCGAUGAUGCGACACCGGCAACGAGCUCCUCGAUAGACCCUAUCCCUUACCGAAACUUCUACGAGCAGGUUCAUGCAUGCCUUGGAAGCCAGCUUCUUGCCCCAAAGCCUGGGAAGGCGGUGCCUCAAGUCGUCAAGAGUCAUGAUCCGGCUGCACAGCUUCGAGAGUCGUAUGCUCGCAUGGGAAUGUCACUUCAUACCUCUGCGAUUGAGCAUCUGAUCCAAGCACACUCCGAAGUUCAGACCAAGAUGAUGGGCUUCUCUGAAGAAUCCUCCAAGACUUUGUCCCAGUGCAAAGACCUCUAUUCUAACAUCGUUUAUCCUUUGUCGGCAACGCUAUGCAGCUCUCCUGAACAUCCCCAAGCAAGGGUUUCUGUUCACUUGAACUCGCUCAAAAGAGACAUCGCUGCGGCCAAGGAAGAGAUACUUCGACUCCAAGUCGAGUGGGAUGCAUGCUGCCGAACUGAAGCAGACGCUUGGAAGGUACUCAAUGAAGAUCUCGGUGCUCGAGGCUCCGGAUCAAACAAAUUCAACAACGACGCUGCCAAAGCGGCCAAGGAGUUCAAAAAGGAAGCAGAAGCGAUUGUCGAAGACAAGUGCCGGCUGUUGACCGAACUUGACCAGGAAUUGAAGGAUGAGGCUCACAGAGCGACGUUGAAGAUGAUGCGAGAUCUCUUCAAUAGUGAUUGA
Molecule: messenger RNA, 777 nt
Organism: Fusarium sp. VM40
Lineage: Eukaryota; Fungi; Ascomycota; Sordariomycetes; Hypocreales; Nectriaceae
Source: the annotation of a GenBank genome assembly